UUUUUAGAAAAAUCUUAGAUUUAUUUAGUCUUUAUUCUUCCAUUUUCGGGAAACGAACUGAACUGAGCUACUGAUUUUUUACUAGAAGUUGGCAAUGUUGCUGUCUCACCGAAAGGAAAACAGUUAUUUAUGUUUAGAGUUUUUUUAUUAACUUUUCGCAUGUAAAAUUAAAAAAAAUUAAUAUUUGUAUAUAGUAAUAUUAAUAAAGAAUUAUACUUAUGAAUUCUCAGGCCCAAACCGAAGCUUCUCAUGCUGCUGAAGCUACUAGGAAGCGGACUGCUGCAAGGAAGUUGAUUGAACGAUAUUAUUUCCAGCUUACUGAUGGCUGUGGGAAUCAGUCAUGUGCUAAUGAGAAUUGUGCAUCUUGCCAAAAGGCGCCUAAAUUAGAGCCUGAUGAAGCUGCAGCUCGUGCUAUUCAGCUGUUCAAGUCAAAGGCCAAACUCUGUGUACCCCCAUGUCCUCCUCUCAAUAACUUUCCUCGGAAUGUACCAAAUGGUGCAAAUCAUUUUGAACUUCCUAGUACGCUUGCUCAAGCAGAUGUGCGCUUGUGCCGUAAAGCCAAAAGAAAUGGCUCCAGCAAAAUGGACACUAAUAUAGAGGAUGGUGAUGAUUCUGCAUUGAGUAAAUCAUCAAUUGAUCCUCAAACUUCUGUUUCAGUUAGUCAUUCUUCACAAAAUACACCAUCUCCUGUAUCUUCAUGUUCUGAAGGUGCAAGAGAAUCUUCUCAUCAAAGUGUUUUAAGUUUGGAUGAAAGCAGUUUACUAGAAAUCAUAGAGAAAUGUCAGACUGAUAACAAUUUUUCCUUGUUAAUAAGAACUCUUGGACAUGUUUUUUCAAAAGAGGAGUCAUUAAAACUAAGUUUUAAAAGAGAUCUCACCAAAGAAAAUAUUUCCAAAGAAGAUAUCAGAGCAAUGGAAGUUGAUGAAGAUAAAGACAAAGACUCAUCAUCAGAAGACGCUUGCAUGGAAGAAACUGAUGUGAAACCCGGUGUAGUUACUGUUGACAUUUCUUCAGUGCGACGAGCUUUCUCUGCACUUUUUAAAAUACCAGAGUAUCCGUUUCAAAGAGCACUGAUAAAUGCUCUCAUAAUCUUAUCAGAGAAUUUAGAAUUUGAUUUAAAGUAUGGCCAGAAACAAAAUAUUGACCCAUCUCUUUUAAAUAUCUUUGUUAUUGUUAUGGAAAUCCCCAUGAUGCAGUGCCCUGAGUAUUUAGAAAAAGCACUGCCAGCCUUUUGUAAAGCUGCCUCUUAUUUACCGGUUCGAAGCCAAGCGGUACUUGCUCGUACCUGGAGCACUUACCAGCCUGAUCGUUUGCGUGAAAUGUUGAAUGUACUUCACCAGUUCAUAUCUCUUAAAGUGAUUCAGGGAGGGUUCACCAGAGAGUACUGCAUAAAUGAUGAAGAUACAAUUAUUGCUGCCACAAAACUUAUGAAAAUUAUUUAUUAUGCUAGUUUACUUGGUGGUGAAGUUGAAGACACAGAACUAACAGACGAAGAUAAUGAAUUGGUGGAAGAAGAUGAGAACUUGCGAGAACUAUUAGGUGCCAGUGCUGGUAGUGAACCCAAAGAAAAUUCUAGGUUAAAGCAGGAUCCUCUUAGUGUCGAACUAAAUAUCAAAGCGAUUGAUUGCAGGAAACCUCUUUUAUAUUUUGAUGAAUUUUAUAAUGAACCACUUAGCGAACAACUUGAAAUGGAUAGAGAUUUUGCAUAUUAUAAAGCUGAUGGUGGAAAUACUGGCAAAUUUUCAUUCAUGAAUUACUCUUUCAUUUUAACUCCAGCUGUGAAAUCAAUGGGUUUAUAUUAUGAUAACAGAAUACGCAUGUACAGUGAACGCCGGAUGUCUGUCCUUCAAAGUAUUGUGCAUGGUGCUCCACCUAAUCCUUAUUUGAAGUUACGAGUUCGACGGGAUCAUUUAAUUGAUGAUGCUCUAGUUGGGUUGGAGAUGGUUGCGAUGGAAAGCCCAACCAAUUUUAAGAAACAGCUUGUUGUUGAGUUUGAUGGUGAACAAGGUAUUGAUGAAGGAGGAGUGUCUAAAGAAUUUUUUCAAUUAGUUGUUGAAGAAAUAUUUAAUCCAGAUUUCGCAAUGUUUACUUUAAAUCCAGAGACACAGUCCUAUUGGUUCAAUCCAACUUCAUUUGAAAAUGAUGCACAGUUUACAUUGAUAGGAAUAAUUUUAGGACUAGCAAUUUAUAAUAAUGUCAUAUUAGAUGUUCAUUUUCCAAUGGUUGUUUACCGGAAACUGAUGGGGAAGAAAGGAACUUUUUAUGAUUUAAAAGAUUGGAAUCCUAGUUUGUGGAAAGGAUUGAAUGACUUAUUAUCUUACACUGGUGAUGAUGUGGAAAAUGUUUUUAUGCAGUCUUUUCGUAUAACAUAUACAGAUGUUUUUGGCACUGUUUUAGUGCAUAAUUUAAAGGAAAGUGAUGAACUUUUAGUGAAUCAAGACAAUAAAGAAGAGUUUGUUCGACUAUAUUCAGAUUUUUUGCUUAACAAGUCCAUUGCUAAACAGUUUCAAGCAUUUAAAAAGGGUUUUCAAAUGGUUACAGAAGACAGUCCACUACGUAUACUUUUCAGACCUGAAGAAAUAGAACUUCUUGUUUGUGGUAACAAGAAUUUUGACUUCAAUGCAUUAGAAAGAGCAACUGAAUAUGACGGUGGUUAUUUGUCUGAUUCAGAUGUGAUAAAAUGGUUUUGGGAAUUAGUUCACGAUUUCACCCUUGAACAAAAAAGAAAGCUUCUUCAAUUUACUACUGGAAGUGAUAGAGUUCCUGUUGGUGGCCUGAGUAAAUUGAAAUUAGUCAUAGCUAGAAAUGGCGGAGAUAGCGAUAGGUUACCUACAGCACAUACGUGUUUUAAUGUGUUACUUCUUCCUGAAUACGAAACAAAAGAAAAAUUAGAAGACAGACUGUUAAAAGCUAUCAACUAUUCUAAAGGAUUUGGAAUGCUCUGAUGAGCAGCUCUUUUUCCUUAAACAGUGCUUUAUCGAGAGAAUUUCUCUUCUCGCGCCACUUUUGUAAAUAAUAGAAUUACAUUAAUUUACAUUCUGUACAGCUCUCUCUUUCGGAAUGUUUAAUUCCCCCUUCCCUUGAUGAAUAUUGUGUAGUGUUUGUUUGUAUCUUCAUUUGUUCAUGUUCUUAAUAAUGUGCAUUUUUU
This is a messenger RNA of Parasteatoda tepidariorum (common house spider), 3148 nucleotides long. RefSeq names its product ubiquitin protein ligase E3A (gene Ube3a). Gene Ontology annotation, molecular function: ubiquitin protein ligase activity. The record is from RefSeq and is a predicted model, not a curated record. NCBI's taxonomy places the organism in Eukaryota, Metazoa, Arthropoda, Arachnida, Araneae, Theridiidae. Gene Ontology annotation, biological process: protein polyubiquitination.